This is a messenger RNA of Prunus armeniaca (apricot), 930 nucleotides long. The record is from the annotation of a GenBank genome assembly. Lineage: Eukaryota; Viridiplantae; Streptophyta; Magnoliopsida; Rosales; Rosaceae.
AUGGAAGCUCGCACAGCACUUCAUGAGGAUGUGUUAGAAUGGGUGAAAAAAGAUAGUCGUCGUUUCCUGCGUGUCAAUAUCAAAGUUGAUGAUCUUGAUUACACCAUUAAGUAUGCCUUGAACAAAGCUACAUAUAGCACUUUAUUUGUUCUUAUAAUAUUGACAGGUUUUUACACAGAAUUUUUGGGGAUGAAAGUGUUGAGUAGAGAACAUUUCCCGGAAGAAAAUUACUCAAAUGCAGUUGUUGGGUUUGGACCUCAAGAGACUCAUUUUGUGAUAGGCCUCACAUCCCACCAGAAUGAAGCAGACAAGUUAGAGGUUGGAACAACCUUCAAUCAUUUUGGAAUCGCAACCCAAGAUAUUUAUAAUAUAGUUGAAAAAAUUCGAGCCAACGGAGGAGUGAUCACUCGCGAACCAGGGCCAAUCGCAACUGGCGGGACCAUAUUCGCCUUCGUGAAGGAUCCCAACGGCUACACUUUCGAGCUCCUCCUGAGGCCACCAACUCCAGCACUUUGCCAAAUAUGCCUUAAUGUGUUUGAUAUGGAUCGCUCUAUUGAGUUCUACAAUAAGUCCUUGGGCAUGAACCUACUACUACCAAAGUUUAACGCUACUGAAGAGCAGUAUACUCUAGCUAUGUUGGGUUAUGGAUCCAAUUUUACUGAGACAACUAUUAUCGAGUUGAAAUACAAUUAUAACGUGACCCAGUAUACCAGAGGAAACGGAUAUGCACAGGUUGCUAUUGGCACUAAUGACGUAUACAAGAGCGCAGCAGCUGUUGAACUGGUUACCAAGGAAGUUGGAGGGAAAAUAAUUCGUCCACCAGGGCCAAUCCCACAAAUCAAAACCAAAAUCACUGCAUUCCUCGACACAGAUGGCUUUCAAACAGUGUUGGUGGACAAUCAAGACUAUCUUAAAGAAUUGAAGAAAUAG